Messenger RNA from Sorghum bicolor (sorghum), 1139 nucleotides. RefSeq lists its product as uncharacterized. The transcript has 2 exons. The coding region runs from base 163 to 771 and encodes 202 amino acids. Lineage: Eukaryota; Viridiplantae; Streptophyta; Magnoliopsida; Poales; Poaceae. The record is from RefSeq and is a predicted model, not a curated record.
UCAAGCCACCAUAGAAUUCUUCCAUCCACCUCGCCGGUCGCCACCUCCCAGCAGCUUUAAACCCUACGAUCGAGCACGAUAGCUAGCUCCUCUCUCCGCCAACUGCAAGCAGCCGCCUUUCUCCUUCCCUCCACGCCUCGAGAUCCUCCACAACCGGACACCAUGCUGAGCGCUUUCGCCGCCCUGUGUCUGGCCUUGGCCUUCGCCGCCCUCGACCUCUUCACAUUCCUGGACUCGCAGGGCGGUGCGGGCACCAUGACAUCCGCUCCACUGCUCGACAUCGCGGCCGAGCUUUUGUCGCCGUUGGGUGCGCUGGGAGCCCUCUGCGUCGCCGUCGCGCUCACCUACCAUCACCUGAGUCGUCGCCGUCGCCACGCCACCGCCGCCCCCGUAGCCGCCGGCGCGGGCAGCGAGCGGCCCGCGAUCUCGGGGCUUGUCAUCUUCGUGCUAUGCGUCUCCGCGGGCACGCUCGAGUUCAUCGUGUUCGGGCACGGGCAGGCCGCCGGUGGUGGUGGUGGUGGUGGUGCGGGUCACGGCGUGCAUGCUCAUGCGCUGGGCCUGGCUGCUCUCCGCGCGCUGCCAGCCGCGGCGACGGCCACGUUCUUUCUCGGGAUGAUGCUAAUCAUCAUCGCACACGUCCGCGCCGGCGGCGCCGUCGUCGCCGGAGACGCGACGAUCCAGGGGCUCCUGCGCGUCCUCACCAAGGUCGCGGCCGGAGCAGCGGCGGCGCUCGUCGGCUUAAUGGCCAUGGCCCUCACCCUCUACCUCUAACGGAACCAAAUACUGAAAGCAUGUAAGUAGAGGUGCAGGCCGGUUACAUUGCAAUCAAGGUCCUGAUCGAGAUUGACAACGUCCUACACACAACAGAUUUCAACAUCAUCUCCAUAUAUGUAACGAAUUUUCCUAUGUGUAAUUCAGAUGGAUAUUAUGUAGUACUAAAUAUGGUUGUGCUGGUUGCUUCUUGCAACUCAGCAAGUGGAGUCGGCUGUGAUAUUUUUAGCUUUUGUGUCUAUUAUGGUCGAAACUUGCCUUUGCAUUUGUCACCAUUUCGUAAUUUGUACUAUCAGACAUGGAAAUGUGGUUGACUGAUAUGGUAAAAUCUUCUGUGUUGGUGAAUUAAUGUACCUGAUGAUUGCUAA